AUGGGGUUCAAGCCUGUCGUGCCGGAAAGUUCGCCUUUCACGUUGCAGAACAUACCAUUUGGGGUGGUCUCGACACAGCAAGACCCCUCACCGCGGUGUGCAACGGCCAUUGGGGAACACGCCGUGGAUCUCAGGACUUUGAGUAAAGCUGGAUUCUUCAACGAUACGGAAGUUACGGAGGCUCUAUCGCAGCUCAUCGAAACCCUGCGCCAGGCAAAUCUCAACGUCUUUGCCGCAUUGCCGUCGAAGACACGGACAGCAGUACGAGAACAACUCAUCUCAGCUCUCAAAGAUGGCUCGUUACCGGAAGAGAGCGCCCUGAAGCUGUCUGAAGUGCAGUCUCACUUGCCAGUCAAUAUCCCAGAUUAUACCGACUUCUUCUGCUCGUUAGAACAUUGCCAGAAUUGUGCACCUAUGAGCGGUGGAAAAAUCCCAGAGAAUUUCUUCAAUUCACCUUCAGCAUAUAAUGGCCGAGCAUCGAGCGUGAUACCUUCGCCAUCACUAGUUCGACGACCGAGGGGCGUUUACUGGAAGCCUGGUAACAAGGAAGCCGAGUACGGUGUCUCCAAACUUGUCGACUUUGAACUAGAAAUGGGAUACGUCGUCUCGAAACCGGUGCCGUAUGGAGAGACCAUGAAGGUGGACGAUGCUCCCGAGCAUAUCUUUGGCUUCGUGCUUCUGAACGACUGGUCGAGUAGAGACAUCCAGAUCCACGAAAUGCCACCUCUGGGUCCAUUCAAUUCCAAAUCCUUUGGGACAACGAUCUCACCCUGGAUCAUCACUUUAGAUGCGUUAGACGCAUUCAGGACCGCGCCUAAGCACAAGACGAACCCUCUCGAACACUUACGGUUUGCCGACUUCAAUCGGGGCACCUUCGACAUCAAAUUGGCCGUUCAUCUUGAACGGGAUGGUCAGCGUCACAAACUCUGCACCAGCAACCUCAGUUACCUAUACUGGACGCCCUUCCAGCAGCUGACGCAUCACGCCUCAGCGAACUGUGGCAUUCGCACGGGCGACACGAUGGGCACGGGGACUAUCUCGGGCGACGGCGUGGGCGAGGAUGGCAAGAAGUAUGAGUUGGGCUGCUUAUUCGAAGCAACCCAACAUGCAACUAAACCUCUGAAGUUUGAAGGUGGUGUCGAGGUGGGCUAUCUGCGCGAUGGAGAUUCGGUGGUUCUAUCAGCAUGGUGUGAAGACGCCAGUGGCAACCAAGUGCUGGGCUUCGGCGAAUGCCGUGGCCAACUUGUUGGUCCAAAUGCGCCAAUCAAAAAUGUGACAAAUUACUAG
Messenger RNA from Exophiala bonariae, 1287 nucleotides. RefSeq lists its product as uncharacterized. The coding region runs from base 1 to 1287 and encodes 428 amino acids. Gene Ontology annotation, molecular function: fumarylacetoacetase activity. The transcript is spliced from 3 exons. Lineage: Eukaryota; Fungi; Ascomycota; Eurotiomycetes; Chaetothyriales; Herpotrichiellaceae. Gene Ontology annotation, biological process: L-tyrosine catabolic process; L-phenylalanine catabolic process; homogentisate catabolic process. The record is from RefSeq and is a predicted model, not a curated record.